AUGAACACAGCGUACAACAUCGACGUUGUGGCAUAUCCUACCAAUGUUUGGAAGCUGGGUACUCCUGGAACCGAUUGCGAGGAUUAUGGGGCAAAUGGCUUCCGCUUAGAUGUUGGCUGGGGUACCACACCCAUGGUGAACCUGGGCAGCCAGGGUGCGGCUGAAGUUACUUUGGGCAUUCCGAAGCCUCCAACAGCUGUGAACAUGUACUGGACUGCGACUUCGUUUCGAAUCGAUCAGGACCAGCUACCACAGGAACCAUUCACGGUCUUCAGCGAUAGACCCGUGAGUGUCAUGGGCACGCCUACCGGACGAAUAGCAGCGUUUGAGCGUGGUGACGUCAAUGUUGAGCAGUGGGUGGUCCUGGAGUUCAAGCCCGGCAAUACUGUCAUGCCUGGCACAGAAAUGUCGGGCAUGAUUGUCAUCAUGCCGCCGCCAACCUUCACCAUCGUUGCCAGCGCUGCGCCGCAGCUGCCUUCCACGACCUACAAUGAGCGGUGGGUGUGUCCCUUGGCAGACACGGCACCGUUCAAGGAGACCACGUAUGGAGUCAGGCUGAAGGCACGGUUCGGAUCCGCCUUUGACGGCUGGAACAAAAUCGAGCUUUGGGAGCAAGAUGCUGCGAAGCCAGUGGCUGCCACCCGCGGGAUUCGAGGAAUGGAAGUGUCUGGCCCCAUGCAGGCGGCUCUGUCCCAGGAGAAACAGCUUCUGGGCAGCAUCAAUACCAUUCGCUUUGACAUCAUUCCUUCGCAGCCAAUUGGCAAUGUUCCCAACACUCGACUACGGGUUGUGGCUGGGGCCGCGGCAUGCUGUAGAGUGGCUCGUAGCUUUCAGGGAGUCUGA
Molecule: messenger RNA, 843 nt
Organism: Symbiodinium pilosum
Lineage: Eukaryota; Dinophyceae; Suessiales; Symbiodiniaceae
Source: the annotation of a GenBank genome assembly